AUGGCCGAUGUUCGCCUAGGUUUGAUGAUUCGAAUGAUGAAUCACAAGGCUGUGCUGGCGAUACGAAGAAUUAGACCAAAGCACGAGGAAACGCGACGACUAUGUUGUGGCAAUACUCGCCAAGGCACCAAGGCAGAGAAAAAGGUUCAACAUGUUCAACAUCAUCAUCGCUGCACCACUGCUGUCAUCAUACUGAUGAUAGCCUCUAAUAGGGUGGUAUAAGGUUUAUCACUACUUUAUAUUGUCUUAAAUGGAUAGUAGAGCCAGGGGUUGCUUUCAGGGUCCUCUGUAUUUAGUAAUUCGUUUGAAAUCGUCGAGAAGAUUUUGCAGGGAAGUAUUUCCAUGGGAUCGGCAACGUGAGAAAGGCGGAACAUCAUGGGGACACAGAAUUUGUUUGAUGAGCAUUGAGCUUGGAUAAUCGAACCCGAGUCAACUUGUCAUAUUGUUAGGACUUGAAAUCUGUAUGGCUUCAUUGAGUGUUAAACUCUUGACGCUUUGAAGAGUCGAUCGAUUUGAAUUUGACAUGAAACUUGAACAGAAGGAUUGGAGCGCCUCUUCCUACUUCCGAGGGCUCGUAAACGCUCGGCAUCGGAAACAGUUUCAUGAUUUGUAUCCUUAGUUUGUUGAUCUGAUCUUCCAACGUCUUAUUAUGCCGCUGUAAAUGGAAAUGAUGAUGAGCGGGGAAAAUCUCACGAUACUUGUGACUCGCAAGUAGUCCUUCGUAGGAUAGGAUACGUAGGGAUUCUUAUAUCGGUACGUACGGCAGUGCCAGUCAUGUCGUUGGACCCGUACCAAAUCAAAAUCCCGGCGCUUCAAGAGAUUAGCGGUCAUGUCUACCUUAUUUGUA
Messenger RNA from Botrytis deweyae, 847 nucleotides. RefSeq lists its product as uncharacterized. The record is from RefSeq and is a predicted model, not a curated record. Lineage: Eukaryota; Fungi; Ascomycota; Leotiomycetes; Helotiales; Sclerotiniaceae. The transcript has 4 exons. Bases 1 to 222 code for a protein of 73 amino acids.